This is a messenger RNA of Tetrahymena thermophila SB210, 954 nucleotides long. RefSeq lists its product as hypothetical. The transcript has 3 exons. The record is from RefSeq and is a predicted model, not a curated record. NCBI's taxonomy places the organism in Eukaryota, Ciliophora, Oligohymenophorea, Hymenostomatida, Tetrahymenidae.
AUGAAUAAGUGCAAACUUGUUAGAGAUUCUUGCUCAAAAGUCCUUUAAAAUGCUAAACAUGCAAAAAUUAAUUAAGAAAAGUUGAAAGAAUUUGGAAAUAAUUUACUCAACGAAUUUAAAAAUGGCUAUAAAUAUAUUGAGUUCGACGAAUACUCCUGCCAUUACAAUGAAUUUAAGAGUCCUGAAUCAAUUGUUGAUUAUAUCUUUGUUUUGGACACUCUUAACUUUUGUUUCUGGCCUUGCGAAGUAGAAUUUGAAUAUGAUGAUUUAGCUGCAGGUGUCAAAUCUAUUAUUAUUGAAAAUCCUGAACUCUUGAAGCCUAAAAACAUUAUUAAUAUUGAAAGAGACUUUGUGAAGUAAAAAAUAUUUAAAGGUAUUGAGUUUCCAUUAUUAGAUGAAAGAGUUAGACUCUUAAAGGAAAUAGGUGUUAGAACUCUUGAAUAUUUUGAUGGAGAGUUCGUUAAUGUAGUUAAAAGAGCUAAUCAUUCAGCAGUUAAAAUGCUUGACUUACUUAGUAGCUUCUACAAUAAUUUCUAAGAUGUUGCCAUUUAUAGAGGAGAAUAGAUUUGUUUUUACAAAAGAUCUCAAAUCAUGAUCGGCGAUUUAUAUGGUGCUUUUAAAGGAAAAGAUUAUGGUAGAUUUGAUGACAUAGAAGAAGUUACUACUUUCCCAGACUACAGAGUACCUUAAAUUCUUAACCAUUAUGAUGUUAUUUAAUACUCUGAAGAGUUAACAAAAAUCAUUGAAUCCAAGACUGAAAUACCUCAUGGAGGUGAAUACGAAGUUGAAAUUAGAGCUGCUACAGUCCAUUCAGUUGAAGAACUUAAAAAGUACUUGAAGGAGCAAGGCAAGAACUUACACUCUAUUGAAGUUGAUUGGAUUUUAUGGUAAAAAGGAGAAGAAGCUAGAAAAACUAUAAAAAAUCAUCAUCGUGUCCUCUCAAUUUUCUAUUGA